CGUUGAAAAUACUCAAACUCAAACGAUUAACCGAAUUCACUCCGUUAGAAACUCUCUCAUCGUCAAUGGUGAAUCAGAAGUAGACCGUUAUCCCCCAAAAAGCUUAACUGAAUCACCGCAUCUGCAUAUAUAUUCUCCACUUUCAACCGUCUGGUUGAUCUGAAGAUAUUUUGUUCUGCUGCAUUGGUUAUUGAACCAUAAACUGUUUGGUUUUGGAAUUGAGGAAUCUGAAGCUCUGUGGUUGCUCAUUUUCUCGAUCUGAUUUAGUUCUUAUCGUUAGGUGUUUAAUCUUGAUUUCAUGGUUUGAUGACAUGAGAAUACGAGAUUGUGCAAUUAGGUGUCAUGAUUGUAGAUAGCUUACAUGUGCCUGUGGAAAUCGACGCUUUCACGAGUGAUACUUCAGAGAGUUUUUAUGAUAUGAUACGUCAACCGUUGUAUGACGUGUAUUUUGGGAGUAUGAGGUGAAACGCUACAAGUUGUGGAAUUGGAUUGCGCGUUUGGAUAUGAGAAGGCACUUGAUCAGAAAACUUUGUUUGGUUUUUGGCCCUAGAUUUCCGAGGAUAUGGUUAAUCCUUUGUCCUGUUAGUGUUGUUGUGCUUAUUGUGUUGUCUAGUUCAUCUUCUACUUCAUUUGAUUCUGCCACGUUGACGGUGAAACCAGACAUUUACGCAAACUACCGGAGGCUAAAAGACCAAGCGGUAAGUGACUAUCUGGAUUUAACUAGUUUAUCGUUAGGAGUUACUAAACUGAAGGAGAUUAAGCUUUGCGGAAGGGAAAGAGAGCACUAUGUUCCUUGCUACAACGUAUCCGCAAAUCUGUUAACCGGGUUUAAAUACGGUGAGGAGUUUGAUCGCCAUUGUGAAGUUUCGAAAGGCGAACCUUAUUGUUUGGUUCGUCCUCCAAAAGACUAUAAAACGCCCCUGAGUUGGCCAGUCGGUAGAGAUGUAAUAUGGAAUGAGAAUGUAAAGAUAACCAAAGAUCAAUUCCUUUCUUCCGGAAGCAUGACGAAAAGGUUGAUGCUAAUGGAAGAGAACCAAAUUUCGUUCCGCUCAGAUGAUGGUGUCAAAGAUUACUCCCACCAAGUGGCGGAGAUGAUAGGAUUGCGGAAUGAUGUGGAAUUUUAUCAAGCUGGUGUGCGCACGGUUCUUGAUGUUGGUUGUGGGUUUGGUAGCUUUGGGGCUCAUUUGCUUUCACUGAAACUAAUGACUGUCUGCAUGGCUGCAUAUGAGUUAACCGGUAGUCAAGUUCAAAUAUCUCUUGAAAGAGGUCUUCCCGCCAUAAUCGGCAACUUUAAUUCGAGGCAGCUUCCAUUUCCAUACUUGUCAUACGACAUGGUUCACUGUGCAGAGUGCGGUAUUCUAUGGGAUGACAAAGAUGGAUUGUUACUUAUUGAGGCUGACCGGAUACUUAAGCCUGGAGGCUACUUUGUUUUACAUGGAAGUUCGUUAAGUACAAAGAAGGGAAGCAUGGCCAGCCCGAUCGAAGAAUUUGCCCGAAAAAUCUGUUGGACUUUCGUAGCUCAGCAAGAAGAAACUUUCAUCUGGCAAAAAACCGUUGAUCCGCAAUGCUACUUAUCUAGCAUUCAGGGUGUGAUUCCACCUUGUAGAGAAGAAAGAGAAGAUAUUCCAUCGUAUUAUCAGCCACUUGCAUCUUGUGUGGGCGGGACCACCAGCAAACGCUGGGCCCCCAUUCAAAAUCGGUCUUCCAGUUCCCAAAUCACCCCUGCUGCGCUUGAAAAUUAUGGAAUUCAACAGGAUGAAUUCUACGAAGACUUUGAAUCGUCGUUAACAGCUUUAAGAAAUUACUGGUCUUUGCUCACACCCUUGAUUUUUUCUGAUCACCCUAAACGGCCGGGUGAUGAAGAUCCGUUACCUCCGUAUAAUAUGAUAAGAAAUGUGAUGGACAUGAAUGCGCGUUAUGGUGGUUUGAAUGCUGCAUUUUUGGAAGAAGGAAAAGCUGUUUGGGUGAUGAAUGUUGUUCCUAUUAGGGCUCGUAAUACACUCCCAGUUAUAUUUGAUCAAGGUUUUGCUGGCGUUUUGCAUGAUUGGUGUGAACCAUUUCCCACGUAUCCACGAACAUAUGACAUGCUUCAUGCAAAUGGGCUUCUUUCAUACCUUAUUUCCGAACGAUGCAGCGUCACAAAUUUGCUUUUGGAGAUGGAUCGUAUCCUACGCCCUGAGGGAUGGGUUGUUCUUUCGGAUGACGUGGGGUCCAUAGAGAAGGCCCGUGCCGUUGCUACACAAAUUCGAUGGGAAGCAAGGGUCAUUGAUCUUGAAAAUGGUAGUGACCAGAGAAUACUUGUCUGCCAAAAGCCGUUUGUACGAAGAUGAAUCCUGCAACCAAACACGGUUUAAACCUUCCUCUGAUCAUUCGACGUUAAAACUCUGGCGCAAGUCAGGUGAGAGGCUCUACGCUUAAAUUUUGGCAUGACAUAUUCGUAGAUAAAAAGAAGCUUGAGAUUGAACCGAAACACUUGCAGGAUGUGUAGAUUGGAGAAAGUUUUGUUGUCUCAAAAUUUCUUGAGUGUUUUUUGUUUUGUUAAUUUUUUCCGUACCUUUAUGAAGUAGCAAUUCAUUCAUCCAAAUUUCUCUCUUUGUAUGUGUGUUCCUUGAUCAGUUUUGUUACCUGAAUUCCAUUUUGUAUGGAACAUCACUUGAGUGAA
Helianthus annuus (common sunflower) is the source of this 2662-nucleotide messenger RNA. RefSeq names its product probable methyltransferase PMT5. Gene Ontology annotation, cellular component: cytoplasm. NCBI's taxonomy places the organism in Eukaryota, Viridiplantae, Streptophyta, Magnoliopsida, Asterales, Asteraceae. Bases 504 to 2330 code for a protein of 608 amino acids. The record is from RefSeq and is a predicted model, not a curated record. The transcript has 9 exons. Gene Ontology annotation, molecular function: methyltransferase activity.